CUUCAGGUAAUCGCCAAGAGUUAUGAAGCUCACAAAAGCUUCUUUCUAGGGGGUUAUAAAAAGCUUUUGGGAGCCGGUCUUCUCGUUGUGGUUAAUUCUGCUCCCUCGAUCUUUGACGACUCGAAACCCCACUUCACUAAAAACACUCAACACAUCACAAAGAUGCUUCCAUACUUGUGUAAUGAGAUCUGGCAGCUUGUAUUCUCCAACUUGGAGGAUACCAUAGAUCUCGAUGAUGGAUCGGAUCAAGGCCUGUAUCCAUUCCGCAAAGACACUCAUAUCCCAACUCUUACAUCACUGUGUCUUGUCAGCCAUAGGUUCUACAGAUUGGCUAGGCGAAAUCUGUAUCGUACCAUCUCAAGUGUAAAUGUAUCCAGGCAACAGAACAAGAUGAAGAUGGGAUUACUCGCCCGUACGCUCCUUUCAAACUCGGAGCUAAGGUCGGAAAUCCGUGCAAUCGAUCUGAGUCACUCAAGAGACUGGCAAACUUCCUUAGUCGACAGUGAGUUUUGGCCACCGUGCAUUGAACGUGUUGAAAUCCCUAGUCGACUCCGAGACCUACUGAAGGAAGAUAUAGACAGACACUCUACCACUGAGAUUGAGACAUGCUUGCUUCUGGCCCUCAUGCCAAACCUUCGGAUGGUCGCAUUGACAGACCACCAGACAAAAUCCAAGGCACUGACUUGGAUCCUAGGGGGAGAGUUGAAGAAUCCCCAACCUGGCAUAUCAGAUCGACCAGAAUUAGUUGCGAACUACCUCGGUCAACUAGAAGAAGUACACUGGUCGCCAAUACCGUUCAAGCUUGGAGAUUGGAGCAACUUUAGCAUGGAACCCUUACUACUCCUUCCCAACAUCAAGAAACUCUUCUUAUCACCUUUCGAACCCUCCUUCAUUAUUAACAAAUCCAUGGCCCAAGACUUCCAAAGCGGGCUACAGAGUUUGAGAAUCGAUGCCGGUAUGAUCAGACCUGCCUUCCUACAGUACAAUCUUUCUCGAUGCAAGGCCUUACAGAACUUGGACCUGGAUCUUACAGAUUGCUACGACAUAGAGGAUACGGAUUUGGCGGUGAAUCUAGGAGAAUUUGGAAGCGUUCUCAGAAACUUUGGACAGGAUCUUGUCAGCCUAAAGUUGAGAUUUUACGAGGACGAAGAGUACGCUCAACGCGAGAUUGGCUCUCUAAAAGGACUUGAGCGCCUCCGACACCUUUCAGUUCCAAAAUUUGUGCUUCUUGGUGCAGGCGAGGGCACAAUCCCACUAACGGAAGCCUUGCCUGGAUCACUUGAGACGUUUGAAAUGGAAUUCGUGGACGAGUACUGGCCGAAACAUAGCGACACUAAGGCACAAGAGUCUGCUGCGGACGACGACGAAGUGAUUCGCUUAUUUAACAACAAUCGAUUCCCUAACCUAAAGGAGGUCGUAUAUGGUUGUUAUAUGAACGACCAGGACGACAGGCUCACCAACUUCACCAAAGUUAAGGGCUGGAGCGUCAAGAACACAGCAGAACUACGCUGUUUGACUACCACUGAGCCACGUUAUCGGAGACUUGAAUUGAUACGCGGGGAUUAG
This is a messenger RNA of Fusarium redolens, 1566 nucleotides long. RefSeq lists its product as uncharacterized. The transcript has 2 exons. The record is from RefSeq and is a predicted model, not a curated record. The annotation marks the transcript as partial. NCBI's taxonomy places the organism in Eukaryota, Fungi, Ascomycota, Sordariomycetes, Hypocreales, Nectriaceae.